This is a messenger RNA of Prorocentrum cordatum, 1953 nucleotides long. Lineage: Eukaryota; Dinophyceae; Prorocentrales; Prorocentraceae. The record is from the annotation of a GenBank genome assembly.
AUGGCAGAUUCGUGUGCUGCCGCAGGCGGCGACAAUUCAGGCCCCAUCCAGACAGAGGUCGUCAAAGCCGAGUGCGAGUCGACCCAGCCUGGCGGCGACGGCAAUGUGCAGCCGACAAUGCCGUUCUCGUCGCCAGUCCGCCUCUUCGCUCACAUCCGUGAGAUCGACGCCACUGUGAAAGCGAUGCGCCCGCGCUUGAGAGCCUUCGUUGAGCUGAUGCUGAAGUCUGCGCUGGGCGCCCAGAAGCUGCACAAGCUCGCGGCCACCAGAGUGGGCGGCUCUUGGCACGAUCACUUCGACAAGGACGCGUCGGGCGACACUGUCCUGAGACAUUUCAACCACAACGUUGCGGUCAUCGACAAGAUUAUCAUAUACCUUGAGAGCCUUCACUUGCUUGCCGACCCAGACUGGUGGCUCGACGGCGAGUCACUUUCAAAGAGCAGCACCAAGCCCGACGAGCAGGCCCUCUGCAACUUCAGCAAGGUCCACCACGAGCACACCUCAGUCACGCCCUUCACCGUGCUGACCUCAUCCACCCUCGAUCUCCCCGAGGUCGGAGAUGACAUCGCAGCGUUGUUCGCGGCGUUUGCUGAGCAUGUCGGCCAGCGCAUGUACGACUUCAAGGCUACAGCGUUCUUGGUAGAUAAGAGUUCUACGAUUUCUGACGUGGAGGUGCUCCUGGGGAGCGUUCACGCCGACGUCUUAAAGGAGUGCGACGACUCGGCCCUGUAUCCUCACUUGCUGCCUAAGGGCGAUGCCGACAAUGUUGCGAAGCUUGCGCCCAUUGAUGUUUCUGGAAGCAAAGGGGAUCCCAAGGUGUUGGAGCUUCUCCCUCAUAACCGAGCUCUCGAGCACCUGCGAUGCUUCAUCAGAGCAGUCAUGCUGACGGAGAUCGACGUCCCUGGCAUGUUCUACUCAACUGUGGAUGCACCGGAGCCCAGCAUCGACCUGUGCAUGUUCGCUAUGGAGCUCAAGUGCGCUGUCGCCGACGUGGUCGCAGUCAUUUCCUCAGCCGAGGUGGCUAUAGGCAGGAAGGCUCGCUCCAAGGAUAAGCAGUUCAUGAGUCAAGGGUACCUCUGCGGGACGGCCACCUUCAUAUUGCAGAUCCUCCACGGUGCGCGACAGAAGCUGGACAGCAUGGCCAACGACCCCAGGGCCAUGGAGUUCGAGAAGACAGGCUGGCAGCUCCGCGAGUCGAUCCACACCAUGCGUCACUGGUGCUUGUUGGCGGCAAGAGUCAGCGGGCGUUACGAGAGCAUGCUCUUGCUGGGCAUGGCCGAGGUCUUGACCAACGAGGGACAGGCGACGGCAAAGGUCACCCCUACUUGGACAGCAUGUUUCGUCGACGACGUGUUCAACGAGACGAUGGCAAUGGCGAUGCUCAAGAACAAGCUGGACGUCGUGAUCAACCGCCACAACUCACUCCACACCUGCAUCAAGGCCUUCUCCACGUCAGCAGCCGUGCUGUCCAUCAACCCCCGCGUGCAGGACCACCCGACGACGUCCGAGUCAGUGAACGUGGCACUCCAGUUGCUGAAGGACGCUGCGGAAGCAAGCGUGGUCAUCAGGGGCGUCGACCUGUUGACUGCGUAUCGUCAUCGCCCUGAGGGGCCGACGAAAGCGACGGAGUUCUUGACGGAGAACGAGGGUCGCUACCCCAAGGUACCGCAGUGCUUCUGGCAGUUGUUCAAGGACCUGCAGGCGCACGCACUUCCAGCCCAGCCUUUGCCAGCACAGGCUGGCGAGGCGUUGGCCCCUGGCGCAGGCGCGUCUGGGGGCGGAGCCCACCUCGCGCCAGCCAAGAAAAGCUUAGCGGACGGGUCUAUUCACACUCCGACCCCAAAGAAGCCGCCUGCCCCGAGUUCAGCCGAUGGCAGUCAGCACGUGAAGGCCAAGGCCCCUAGCGUUUCAGAUCGCCCCGCCAAGGGUUUCAAGCGCGCCAAGCGCUCCUGA